AAUUGAUUAUUUUUGCAGGUCGAGAGAGAGAGAGAAAGAGAAGAAGAAAGAACUGACGAAGACUGAGAAGACGAAAGAGAAAACAAGAUCGGAAGCGAAAUUUGACAGAGAGAUAAUAUAAUAGACAGAGACAGAGAGAGAGAAUGAUGGAAGCAGCUGUAUUGUUAGGCUAAACAAGAUCAUUUUUUUUGUUUCUUCAUAAAUCCUUCUUCUUCUUCUUCUUUCCUCUCUCAAUCUAAUCUCUUCUCUCGCUUUUUGAAGCAAAAGUUUCUAAAUUGGUGAAUUUGGGUUUGUAGAAAAUGGAUAAACGUUUGGAUUCGAGGAAUCAUGUGGUGGAAGAAAUCAUGAGAAUCCAUAGAUCUUUACCGUCUAGACCAGAGAUCGACGAUAUCGAAGCUGCAACUUCUUUGAUACAGAACGUCGAAAAAGACGAUCGGAAUCGCUUGGAAGCCAUUGAUAAACAGAUUAAAAGCCCCGAGGUUCCUCAAGAGCUUUUCGACGUGUUGCAAGAGAUGAAGAGAGGCCUUGUUCGUUUCCACAGCAAAGAACAGAAGAGAGAAGCCACGAAACUACUCGAUCUGGAAUCUGUACACGUUGUGUUCGACGAUUUGAUUCAGAGAGCUUCCCAAUGCAUUGCUUCUUCUCCGCCUUCCUCCAAUGGCUCCACUGCUAUAUCUCGCUCGGUUGUUUCUUCUGAUUCUCCGGCGAGCUUGUAUCAUUCCGAUCAGGCUCCUGUCAAGUCCAAGGACAUGUUCACGCGCGACGAUACGUUUGUGACGAAACCCAAAUCUUCCUUUUACAGCGACGGGUUUUUAGCUCCUCGCAAGCCUCAGAUUUUGGAUUCAACACUUCAGGUUAAGAAAGUCGCCGGCAAUGAUAGUGAGAAAAUGAGUCUCAUAAAACUUGCUAGUUUGAUUGAAGUAUCAGCCAAGAAAGCUACUCAGGAGCUAAAUCUGCAGCACAAACUGAUGGAUCAGCUCGAAUGGCUUCCAGAUUCUAUAGGCAAGUUAUCGAGUCUCGUUAGGCUAGAUCUGUCUGAGAAUUGCAUCAUGGUUUUACCGGAAACCAUAGGAGGGCUUGUUUCCUUGACGAGGCUCGAUUUGCAUUCGAAUAGAAUUGGUCAGCUCCCUGAAUCUAUAGGAGAUUUGCUGAACUUGGUCAACCUAAAUCUCAGUGGAAAUCAGUUAUCAUCUCUGCCAUCAGCAGUUAGUAGAUUGACAAACCUCGAGGAACUUGAUUUGAGCUCUAACAGCCUCUCUAUACUCCCUGAAUCCAUCGGUUCUCUCGUGAGCCUCAAGAAGCUCGAUGUGGAAACAAAUAAUAUCGAAGAGAUUCCGCAUAGUAUCUCAGGUUGUUCUUCUCUGAAGGAGCUACGUGCAGAUUACAACAGACUUAAAGCUCUUCCGGAAGCUGUUGGGAAGAUAACCACCUUAGAGAUUUUGACCGUCCGCUACAAUAACAUUCGGCAGUUACCUACAACAAUGUCCUCCAUGGCUAACCUCAAAGAGCUAGAUGUGAGUUUCAACGAGCUUGAGUCAGUACCAGAGAGCUUAUGUUAUGCCACAACGCUUGUUAAGCUGAACAUUGGGAACAAUUUCGCCAACCUGAGAUCACUCCCGGGGUUAAUAGGCAACCUUGAGAAGCUAGAAGAGAUGGAUAUGAGCAAUAACCAGAUCCGUUUCCUUCCCUACUCGUUCAAAGAGCUUUCACAGCUGCGUGUUCUUAACACACAGCAAAAUCCACUUGAAGAACUUCCAAGGGAGAUAACCGAAAAGGGCGCUCAGGCCGUAGUUCAAUUCAUGAAUGAUCUCGUGGAGGCAAGAAAUACCAAAUCUCAAAGAACUAAGCCAAAGAAGAGCUGGGUCAACAGUAUCUGCUUCUUCUGCAAGUCCACCAACUAGACAACACAGAGAAACAUGAAGCAUCUUUCAUUUGCAUGUUUCAGGCAAUUCUGUUAUAACCGUUGGCAGGACAGAAGAAUCCAGCGGUCUCCACGACAGUUCACAAUUCAUUCUUUAUUCACAAUCACAUAUUCUUCAGACAGUUUCAUAUCACUCUUCCACGACCGUAUACUUGUCUUUGUUCAUACCUCGAUUAUAGGACUGUAUCCGGAGGAAAAUGUAACUCAAUUUGUUAAUCUCAAAGUGAUUGUAUUCUUUGUUUCUCUUGAUGCAACUUUCUGCUUUUUGGUGGCUGAAAUGUAAUUC
This is a messenger RNA of Eutrema salsugineum, 2207 nucleotides long. RefSeq names its product plant intracellular Ras-group-related LRR protein 5. The transcript is spliced from 4 exons. Bases 300 to 1901 code for a protein of 533 amino acids. Gene Ontology annotation, molecular function: protein binding. Lineage: Eukaryota; Viridiplantae; Streptophyta; Magnoliopsida; Brassicales; Brassicaceae. The record is from RefSeq and is a predicted model, not a curated record.